CAGAGGGGGCAGGGCGACGGAGAGAGGGAAAGAGAGUGUGCCACGGACACUUGAUAACUCCUUCAUAUGAACCAGGACCCUCUAUUGUUGAUCACCUCCAGGAUGAACCACAGACCGCAUCCUAACAGCCGACCUGCGGGUCGCACCGACAGCCCCAGGGCUUGGAGCCGUGAUAACCUGCUGAUGUGCGAUGACUUUGGAGAGGAAAACUGUUGCUCUGGACGAUGCCUCGGCCACAGCAGCUCUGAGAGACAGCUCAUGGCUCCUCUCAGUGCUGUCAAACGACGCCAGGCUCUUCGAGGUCCAACCUACAUGUUCUCUGCUCCCUCAAUCAGUCCAUCAGAGGUUGAGCAGCGUUUCCUGGAGGCAGCUGAAUACGGCAACAUACCAGAGGUGCGGCGCAUGCUGCUCCAUGAACCCAAUUUGAACGUCAACGCUAUGGACUACAUGGGCCAGAAUGCAUUGCAGCUGGCUGUAGCCAACGAACAUCUGGAGGUGACGGAGCUGCUGCUGGGGAGGGCCGAUUUGGCCAGAGUGGGUGACGCCCUCCUGUUAGCCAUCAGUAAAGGUUAUGUUCGUAUCACAGAGGCCCUGUUAUUUCACCCGGCGUUUAGAGAUGCCCAUCGUCUGACAGCGAGCCCUGCUCAAGCAGACAUGUUGGAUGACUUCUACGCUUACGAUGAGGAUGGGACGAGGUUCUCUCAUGACGUUACUCCAGUGAUCCUUGCAGCGCACUGCCAGGAGUACGAGAUAGUUCACACCCUGCUGAGUAAAGGAGCUCACAUCGAUCAUCCUCACGAUUACUUCUGCGGCUGCGACUCCUGUAACUACCAGCAGCAGUUUGACUCCUUCAGCCACUCGCGAUCAAGGAUCAACGCCUACAGAGGACUCGCCAGUCCUGCUUACCUCUCCCUGUCCAAUGAGGACCCGGUGCUGGCAGCUCUGGAGCUCAGCAGCGAACUGGCCAUGCUGGCUAAUAUUGAGAAAGAAUUUAAGAACGACUACUGCUGUCUGUCAAGCCAGUGUAAGGACUAUGUGGUGGGCCUUCUGGAUCUGUGCCGCAGCACGGAGGAGGUGGAGGCUAUACUGAGUGGAGAAACUGACUCUGAAGACAGCUAUGAUCUACCAGGUCGCCCCUCCCUCACACGGCUCAAAUUAGCCAUCAAAUAUGAACUCAAAAAGUUUGUGGCUCAUCCUAACUGCCAGCAGCAGCUGCUGAGUAUCUGGUAUGAGAAUCUGCCCGGUCUGAGACAACAAACCACUGCUAUCAAACUGCUGGUGGUGCUGGCCGUGGCUUUAGGACUGCCUGGAUUGGCUGUGGCUUACUUGAUUGCUCCGUGCAGCAGAGUGGGGAAAGUGAUGCGAAGCCCCUUCAUGAAGUUUGUGGCCCAUGCCUCAUCCUUCACAAUCUUUCUGGGUCUUCUGAUCAUGAAUGCUGCUGAUCGUUUUGCAGGCACCACCCUUCUGCCAAACAUGACCCACCAUCAUCUCCCAGGGGGACUCAAACUGAACUCCGACCCGCUGCUGCUCUACCGCAUGACCACAACACCCUUCACAUGGAUGGAGAUACUCAUCAUUUCAUGGGUCAUGGGUAUGAUCUGGGCUGAGGUGAAGGAGAUCUGGAGUCAAGGCCCGGGGGAGUACCUGGUUGAACCGUGGAACUUCCUGGACUUUGGGAUGCUGGCGAUCUUCCUUGGCUCCUUCGGCUGCCGCUUCUCCAUCCUGAGACACGCUGACUUAGCCCAGACCUAUGUACACACACACUACACGACACUGAUUAAUGUCACACUGCCCCCCGAGAUACACUACUUUACACUGGCACGUAUCUACUGGUUGCCGUCAGAUCCCCAGUUGGUAUCGGAGGGCCUGUACGCGGUGGCCGUGGUGCUGAGCUUCUCUCGGAUCGCUUACAUCCUCCCAGCCAACGAGAGCUUCGGUCCACUGCAGAUCUCUCUAGGGAGGACUGUCAAGGACAUCUUCAAGUUCAUGGUCAUCUUCCUCUUGGUCUUUCUGGCGUUCAUGAUCGGCAUGUUCAACCUGUACUCUUAUUACCUGGGGGCGAAGCAGAAUGAUGCCUUCACCACCCUGGAGGAGAGUUUCAAGACCUUGUUCUGGGCUAUUUUUGGACUGUCUGAGGUCAAGUCUGUCGUGAUCAAUAACGGGCACAAAUUCAUCGAGAACAUUGGUUACGUGCUGUAUGGGGUUUACAACGUUACCAUGGUGAUAGUGCUGCUCAACAUGCUCAUCGCCAUGAUUAACAGCUCCUUCCAGGAGAUUGAGGAUGAUGCUGAUGUUGAGUGGAAGUUUGCUCGGGCCAAACUCUGGUUUUCCUACUUUGAGGAGGGAAGGACGCUCCCUGUGCCCUUUAACCUGGUUCCCAGUCCAAAAUCUAUGCUGGGACUGGCUACAGCCAUCAAGUCCCUGCUCCUGCCGCUCCUGCAGUAUGUGACAGGACACAGUGAGGAGAAAACUGAGACACAGCUCAACCAGCUCGGCGUAGGCAAAAAUUCAGGAUUUGAUGCUUCCACCAGCUCAUCCAGAUAUCAGAAGAUCAUGAAGCGACUGAUAAAGCGUUACAUCAUUAAAGCCCAAGCAGACAAAGAGAGUGACGAGAUCACUGAAGGUGAGCUGAAAGAGAUUAAGCAGGACAUCUCCAGUCUGCGAUAUGAGCUUCUGGAGGAGAAAUCUCAGAACACGGAGACACUGGAGGGACUGCUGCGGAGGCUGGGAGAGAUCAGCACACCUUCAGCCGCCACACCAGUCACCCCGACAGUACAUAAAACUGCACAGUUCAAAGAGUAUUAAAUGCCUGUUCUCCAUCAUUGAUUGUAGAUACAGUACAAAAGUGUUAAAUGUUGAUAUGAUAAAAUAGGAAUGUAUGUAUGUGAAUAUAAAAUUAAAAUGUAGCU
Cottoperca gobio is the source of this 2909-nucleotide messenger RNA. RefSeq names its product transient receptor potential cation channel, subfamily C, member 6a (gene trpc6a). NCBI's taxonomy places the organism in Eukaryota, Metazoa, Chordata, Actinopteri, Perciformes, Bovichtidae. Gene Ontology annotation, molecular function: inositol 1,4,5 trisphosphate binding; store-operated calcium channel activity; protein binding. Gene Ontology annotation, biological process: regulation of cytosolic calcium ion concentration; single fertilization; calcium ion transmembrane transport. Gene Ontology annotation, cellular component: plasma membrane; cation channel complex. The transcript has 14 exons. Bases 67 to 2805 code for a protein of 912 amino acids. The record is from RefSeq and is a predicted model, not a curated record.